AUGCCGAGUGAUGAACAUUCCUUACCGAUCCCUGUUCCUAAAACUGAUUCGAAAGCAACAGAUGUUCAGCAAAAGAUUAAUCAACCUGUAUCACCACUUUCGUUGUCUGAGCCAGGAUCAGUAAUAUAUCUGUCCCCAGCUACUGAAAAUGCUAUGGCGUCAAUAGCACCUAUGCUAGAAGGGUAUGCGCCUAAGACUUCAGCGGAGGAGUCAAAGACCACAAACUUCCAAGGCUCUCCAGGUCAAUUAAGUGUUGAAAACGUGGGUAAUUUGACGACAAGGUCAAAUUCUGUUGCUGAGCCCAAUAGGUUAAACAAGACAAUCUCAAACUCUUCGUCAACUUCAAAAAAAUCUGUUUCAAUUUCAAAAGAUCCUGAGGGCCCAAAAUUACCAAAAGUUGGAAAGAUUGGUGUCUGUGCAAUGGACGCCAAGGCAAUGUCAAAGCCCUGCAGAAAGAUUUUAAAUCGUUUGAUUGAAAAUGGUGAAUUUGAAACUGUCAUUUUCGGUGACAAAGUUAUCCUUGAUGAAGCUAUUGAAAAUUGGCCCACUUGUGAUUUUUUAAUCAGUUUUUUCUCUACUGGUUUCCCAUUAGAUAAGGCGAUUAAUUAUGCUAAUUAUCGUAAACCUUACAUGUUAAAUGACCUUAUUUUACAAAAAACUCUUUGGGAUAGAAGAUUGGUUCUCAAUAUCUUGGACCAUGCCAAAGUACCUACUCCUGAGCGCUUAGAAAUCAGUAGAGAUGGCGGACCAGAGAUAGAUGAUACUCUUCUUAAGAAGCUUAAAGAGAUCGGGAUGACAGACGAGCAAUUGUAUAACCUCACAAACCAAUCAGAGAUAAACUGGGAGAUGGUUGACGAAGAUACCUUGAAAGUGGGUGAUAAAAUAAUGAAAAAACCUUUUGUGGAGAAGCCUGUUGAUGGUGAAGAUCACAAUGUGUUUAUAUAUUAUCCUAAAGCAACUGGUGGCGGUGGCAGAAGGUUGUUUAGAAAAAUUGGAAAUAAAUCAUCGGAAUUCGAUCCCGAAUUGAGUACUCCCAGAUUAGAGGGUUCUUUCGUUUAUGAAAGAUUCAUGGAUACCGAUAAUUUUGAAGAUGUGAAAGCCUACACAGUUGGACCAAAUUUCUGUCACGCUGAGACGCGUAAAUCUCCUGUUGUUGAUGGUAUCGUCAGAAGAAAUACUCACGGAAAAGAAAUUCGUUUCGUUACCCAGCUUACUGAGGAGGAGACUGAAAUGGCACGAAACGUUAGUAAAACCUUUCAACAAACCAUAUGUGGAUUUGAUUUGUUGAGGGUUAAUGUGAAGUCAUACGUUAUAGAUGUUAAUGGAUUUUCAUUCGUCAAAGAUAAUAAUGAGUACUAUGAUGCAUGUGCUUCUAUCUUGAGGUCUCUUUUCAUAGAAGCGAAGAAGUCUCGAGAUCUAUUAAAGACAAAAAUCACUCAUCUGUCAGAGCACAGAAGCCAAUUUGAAGAGAAGGAACAGAAGUGGGUAUUCAAAGGGUUGGUUUCUGUUAUAAGGCAUGCUGAUCGAACUCCAAAGCAGAAGUUUAAAUACUCCUUCCGAUCACCUCUUUUCAUAUCUUUAUUGAAGGGCCAUAAGGAAGAGGUGAUCAUCAGAGCGGUUGCAGAUUUGCAAGUGAUUUUGGAAACAGUCAAGAUUGCAGAAGAGAAGCAAUUAGAAGACGCUAAAAAGCUUAAGCAACUUAGAGGUGCGUUGGAGAAGAAGAUGAAUUUUCCAGGAACCAAAAUCCAACUAAAGCCAUCUUUGAAUAAGGAAAAUCCAGAUAUUGUGGAAAAAGUCCAAUUGAUAUUGAAAUGGGGAGGUGAACCUACUCACUCGGCAAAAUAUCAAGCGACUGAUGUUGGUGAGCAAUUAAGGCAGAACAUCAAGUUGCUAAACCGGAAUGCAUUAAAAGAUGUUAAAGUGUUUACUUCUUCAGAAAGGAGAGUGAUUGCGAGUGCACAGAUCGCUACCAUGGCACUAUUAGACGUGGAUGAGUUACCAGACGAUUUCUUGAUUAUUAGGAAGGAUUUACUUGAUGAUUCAAACGCAGCCAAAGAUUUAAUGGAUAAGGUCAAGAAAAAAUUGAAGCCACUUUUGAGACAGGGGGCAGAGGCUCCACCUCAGUUUACAUGGCCACCAAAAAUGCCACAACCAUUUGAGGUAAUCAAGAGGGUCUGUCAACUUAUGAAUUUCCAUCAUCAAAUCAUGGAGUACAAUUUCGAAACUAAAGAUGUUGACGAGUUUCAAAAGAAUUGGUGUUGUGGUGAAGAUCCUUAUUUAUUCAAAGAGAGAUGGGAUAAAUUAUUUCAGGAGUUUACAACUGUCGAAAAGACACAUCCAUCAAAAAUAUCGGAGCUAUAUGAUACAAUGAAAUAUGACGCUUUACAUAAUCGACAAAUUUUGCAGAAAGUGUUUGCAUUUAAUCCAAAUGAUGAAAGACUAAUAGAAAGAUUGAAUAAGAGUUGUGGAGAUACUAUAAACUCAUCAGGAUUGGUCAGUGAAUACCCUAUCAACAUUUUAGCGAUGAAUAACUUUAAGUUGCCUGAGAAUGGAAAUUCUAGCUCUCAAUCGAGCUCAAGUUCUAAUUUACACAACAUCACUUCCACCCCGGGUUCUGCUGGAUCUCUUGGUUGGGUUUUGAAAGGUGUUACUUCGACUAUAAAAAAUUCCACUUACAAUAACGACACAAAUACGAAUAAAGAGAUGAACAAGAUUGAAAAUCCUUUUGAUCAUCCAACUUUUGCCAGAUUGAGGGAGCUAUAUCGACUUUCUAAAGUCCUUUUUGACUUUAUUUGUCCACAAGAAUACGGAAUCGAAGAUGAGGAGAAACUUGACAUUGGUCUUUUAACAUCACUUCCUUUAGCUAAGCAGAUACUUUCGGACAUUCAAGAUAUGAAGAAACAUGAUACUGCUGCAGUGGUUAAUUACUUUACCAAAGAAUCACAUAUAUACACCUUGUUGAAUGUCAUUUACGAAACUCAUCUUCCAAUGAAAAUAGCCAGAAAUGCUUUACCUGAAUUGGAUUACUUGUCGCAAAUUGUAUUUGAAUUAUAUGAGUGUGAGGAUAGUAGAAGUGCCUCUGGAAAAAAGCAUUCCAUCAGGUUGUCUUUAUCACCGGGGUGCCAUACCCAGGAUCCUUUGGAUGUCCAAUUGGAUGAUGACCACUACAUUGGUUGCAUUCCACGUAUUAGUUUAACUAGACAUUUGGAUAUUGAUCUCGUUACUCAAAAAUUAAGAUCUAGAUUCACAAGGGUUUCUUUACCAAAAAAGUUCACACCAGUCAAUAUUUCAAGCCCUCUUGCCAGUGGAAUUUGA
Molecule: messenger RNA, 3315 nt
Organism: Priceomyces carsonii
Lineage: Eukaryota; Fungi; Ascomycota; Pichiomycetes; Serinales; Debaryomycetaceae
Gene: AFL1
Product: inositol polyphosphate kinase
Exons: 1
Coding region: 1-3315 (1104 amino acids)
Biological process (GO): inositol phosphate biosynthetic process; inositol metabolic process
Cellular component (GO): cytosol
Molecular function (GO): 5-diphosphoinositol pentakisphosphate 1-kinase activity; diphosphoinositol pentakisphosphate kinase activity; inositol hexakisphosphate kinase activity
Source: RefSeq, a predicted model, not a curated record